UUUUUGAAGCAAGCAAAUCAAUAAGUGCCUAGUUGUCAAAAAAUCUAAAAGAGAAAUCCGUGCUUUUUUUUAAUGACCCACAAUCGUGUAAUCAUGACCAGACGCAAAUAAAUUGAUAAUAUAAUAAUUCUUCUGCAUAAUUCCAUAGUCUUACACGCGCACAGAAGAUUCGUGAAAUAUAAUCGAAGCGUCAGAAGUCAGAAGACUGAAAAUCUUGAAAAUGCAUUGUUGUGUGCCUUUCUGCGAAAAUACUUCUGACAAUGUGUCUACAUCAUAUGGGGAGGGAAAAGCGAUUAGUUUUCAUGGAUUCCCAAGUGAAGUGCAGCUCCGUGCUGCCUGGCUCAGAGCCCUCGGCAAACAAGACAACCUGCCAGACUCCGCUGUGGUCUGCUCGCAGCAUUUUCUUAAUAAUGACAUUUAUGAAACAGAAAGUGGCUUAAGGAAAAUUCAUAUGGGUGCUAUUCCUUCAACAGUGCAGGUUUGCAUGAUAUGCCUAGACACUGACAGCAAGCUGUUACUAAUGAGUUACGAAUUGGAAGAAGCAUAUGAAAAGUUAAUUGGACAGCCUUUGUGUGAUCAAGGAAACCUAAAACAUACAAUCUGUGUACAAUGUACUCAGAGAUUGAUAAAUUUUAGUAGAUUUAGAGACGAGAGCUUGAGAGCCCGUGCACUGAUGAUGGACUUAGUUCAAAAACAUGAAUUUAUAACAAGACAACAUAUGAAACUGAUAAACAGCAUAAAACACAGACUAAAUAGUAAUAUGACAAAGCUAGACCCUGACCACUGUGACUUACACAUACUUGAACACCCCUCAGAAGACCAUCAGAAAGAAUUAGAGGAAACCAGAUUGGAAAGUAUCAUGAAAAUUGAAGGAAAUGAUGAGUCCAUGAUGGCUGAUGAAGACUUGAAAAUGGAGAAUGAAGAUGAUAAUAAUGUCAGUGAUUUCAUUCUAGAUCCGUUAAAGUAUGAAAGUUCUCCCUACCAAUGUACACUUUGUUGGGAGGAAUUUGUACAUGAACAUGCGUACAUGCAACAUUUGAGCAUGCAUGUCCAGCAGCAAGGUGACGGUGAUGGUGAAUGGAAGACGUCACAAGUAUGCAAGCCUCAUACAGCUGUGAGCUGCAGUUCUGCAUACUCUUCACUCAUCACUGAGAACAAGCAGGCAGACCCCAACACUUCCGCACAUUCCGUUCAGAUCUUAGUUGCUCCUUUGUCCGCGAGACUUGCGACAGUUAAUGAGGACAAAGAGUCUGCAAAUGAAGCUACCGAUGCAGUCCGGGAAAGUAAUCCAGUAUUUGAAAUCAACACUGACGCAUUCGACAGCCAAACACCCGAUAUUAGCUGCAAAAGGAACAUAAACAUUAGUGAAUUAACAAAUUGCGUAGUGAAAUUGAAUGACGUUUUCAAAGACCCUAAGAAAUUUGUCAAUCAGAACAUUCUGUCUAAAGAUAUCAGUUAUCAUGCAACAAGUCAGCAUCAAAUCCCCACGACAGUAGACGUUGGACCAGUCAUUAACACAGUUAAAGCUUUACAAAGUGAAACUGAUUGUUUGAAGAAUGUCAAUAACACGCAAUGUAAUAAUUCUUUAGAGAAUAGUUCAAACGUUAAGGAAAGAGGGUUCAUUUGCAAUAUUUGCGAGUACAAAUGCAAAUAUCAAAGUUAUUUGAAGAAGCACAUGAGAACUCACACUGGUUUACAACCUUUCUUGUGUAAGUUAUGCAAUUACAGAAGUACAAGAAAAGGUAAUCUACUGACGCACAUGAGAACUCAUACUGGUGAAAAGCCUUUCUUGUGUGAGUUAUGCGAUUUCAAAUGUACAACAAAUAGCCGUCUAAUGUCGCACACAAGAACCCAUACUGGUGUAAAACCUUAUUCCUGUGAGUUAUGUGAUUACAGAUGUACAGAUAGUAAUAGUCUAGUGAGGCACAUGCGAACCCACACUGGUAUCAAACCUUUCUUGUGCAACUUAUGCAAUUACAAAUUUACAGACAAGAGCACUCUAGUGAAGCACAUGACAACCCACACUGGUGAAAAACCUUUCUCAUGUAAUUUAUGCGAUUACAAAUGUCCCAGAAAUAGCUAUCUAGUGAGGCACAUGAGUACUCACACUGGUAUAAAACCUUUCUUGUGCAACUUAUGCAAUUACAAAUUUACAGACAAGAGCACUCUCGUGAAGCACAUGACAACCCGCACUGGUGAAAAACCUUUCUCAUGUAAUUUAUGCGAUUACAAAUGUGCCAGAAAUAGCUAUCUAGUGAGGCACAUGCGAACCCACACUGGUAUCAAACCUUUCUUGUGCAACUUAUGCAAUUACAAAUGUACAGAGAAGAGCACUCUAGUGAAGCACAUGACAACCCACACUGGUGAAAAACCUUUCUCAUGUAAGUUAUGCGAUUACAAAUGUGCCAGAAAUUGCUAUCUAGUGAAGCACACAAGAACCCAUACUGGUAUAAAACCUUACUCCUGUGAGUUAUGUAAUUACAGAUUUACAGUUCGUAGUCAUCUAGUGAGGCACAUGAGAACCCACACUGGUAUCAAACCUUUCUUGUGCAACUUAUGCAAUUACAAAAGUACAGACAAGAACGCUCUUGUGAGGCACAUGAGAAUCCACAUGGGUGAAAAGCCAUAUUCCUGCAAGAUAUGCGAGUACAAAUGUGCACAUAGAACUAGUCUACUGAAUCAUAAUAGGAGAACUCACACUGCCACUGGUGUAAAGCCUUCAUCAAGUUCGUGAGCCCACGCCUCACUUGACCACCAGAGAAUACACAGGAGAUAAACUCUACAUCAGACAGUGUGCAGUGUGCUUUGUGUAGAGUAUACCUUGGAGGAUCUGGGUGUGACACGCCCAACGCUUUGGGAUGCCCUGACAUUAACAGGGCUCUCUCCGUUACUUACUCCAUACAAUCGUAGUUCCAAUUUCAUUUGAAUAUUAAGCAACCAAAGUCCAUGAAAUUUUGUAGACAUAUUCUAGAAACUAAUAUCU
This is a messenger RNA of Maniola jurtina (meadow brown), 2983 nucleotides long. Its product is annotated as zinc finger protein 432-like. Gene Ontology annotation, biological process: negative regulation of transcription by RNA polymerase II; regulation of immune system process; regulation of cytokine production. The record is from RefSeq and is a predicted model, not a curated record. Gene Ontology annotation, molecular function: RNA polymerase II cis-regulatory region sequence-specific DNA binding; zinc ion binding; DNA-binding transcription factor activity, RNA polymerase II-specific. Gene Ontology annotation, cellular component: nucleus. Bases 221 to 2734 code for a protein of 837 amino acids. NCBI's taxonomy places the organism in Eukaryota, Metazoa, Arthropoda, Insecta, Lepidoptera, Nymphalidae. The transcript is spliced from 9 exons.